AUGUGGGCAAAGUCAUUUGGCAUUUGCCUUCUUGCUCUGGGCCCAACUGUAUCCGCAGGAAUUUUGGGCCAGCGCAGCUCUGAUUCAUUCAGUCUCUACGCAUAUGGAGAUAGCAUUGGAGGCCUCCCAUUGUAUUAUGCCGAUGGAAACGCAAUAAUUGCCAACCAUACACCCGAUAAUGCAACAGAUGUCGGCCAGGUUGCUUUCACCCCCGGGUCAUCGGGGCCUCUAGUCGGCAACCCGGCCAACGAGACCGAUACCAGUGGAAAGAGGAGCGGUUCAGGUUCUUUCAAGAACCAGCAGCUGUUUGUUCCAAGCGCCAAUUCUACGGACCACCAGGUUGGCUUCACUGCGAGCGCGUCGUCAGACCAGGUUACCUCGAAAUUUAUAUGGUAUGGCCACUUCCUUCUGGUGGAGACGGAUGAUGGUGAAUACACCUCGUUGUUCUAUGCCAAGAAGAACAACUCCCAGGAAGGUGCAUAUUCUCUGCAGUGGAACAUCACCGAUGACGAUGAGGACGGCGAGUACUACUCUGUCUCGAUGAGAUCCAUUGCACCAUCGAACGCGUGA
Molecule: messenger RNA, 570 nt
Organism: Penicillium olsonii
Lineage: Eukaryota; Fungi; Ascomycota; Eurotiomycetes; Eurotiales; Aspergillaceae
Source: the annotation of a GenBank genome assembly